Messenger RNA from Acytostelium subglobosum LB1, 1257 nucleotides. RefSeq lists its product as hypothetical. The record is from RefSeq and is a predicted model, not a curated record. Gene Ontology annotation, biological process: ubiquitin-dependent protein catabolic process. Lineage: Eukaryota; Evosea; Eumycetozoa; Acytosteliales; Acytosteliaceae. Gene Ontology annotation, cellular component: COP9 signalosome. The transcript has 6 exons. Bases 1 to 1257 code for a protein of 418 amino acids.
AUGGACAGCUUUGUAACUGAGGCCAGAAGGGAGACAAACCCAAAGACAAUGAAGACAAACUUGACUCACUUUGAGGAUACAUUGUCAAACAAUCUACACAACCUUGAUCAGGUACUUCUCGUAUUGGACCCAAGAGCACACUCCCUAGGUUACCUCUUUGUAUUGAAGGCAAAGAUCAAUGAUCAGAGAAAGAAUCCUCAGAGUUAUAUCGCACAGGUCACUACAUUCUUGUCAGCCUGCAAUGCUGAGUUUGUUCAGGCUGCUCCUACUCAAUUCUGUCAGGUCUGCAGACAUUACACUGAUCUGCUGUUCCAGGUCAGACAACCAAGCAGAGGAGUGCUGCCUUUGAGACGCGCACUUGGUAUGCUCAUUACAAGCUCAACACAGUUGACACCGGUACACGCUGACUUCCUUCAGCUGUGCAUCCUGUCCAAGUGCUACCACAUGGCAUUGCCCGUCGUGUCACAGUCGAUCACAGAUGUCAACCCCGACCAGACCAGCAUCACAAUCCGCGACGUUCUCUGCUACUUCUACUAUGCUGGCAUCGUGUUUAGCACUCUCAAGAUGUACAGACAGGCCCUGGACGCCUUCAGACAGGUGUGGACGGCGCCUGCCACCGCCAUAUCGGCCAUCGCCAUCGAGGCCUACAAGAAGUACUACUUGGUCUUCCUCAUGAUGAACGGUACCACACCAGGAUUCCCCAACUACACUCCAAUCGUUGUGCAGCGUGCCAUCAAGAACCACUGCAAGGCCUACUCUGAGUUUGGUACAUCCAUCAUCAAUGGCAACAUCAAUGAGAUACAUGCCAAGGCUUCAUCCAACGCUGAGACCUUCUCAAAGGAUAACAACAUGGGACUUGUCAAGCUGGCAAUCAAGUCAAUACAUCGCAGGAACAUCAAGAAGCUCACUCAAACCUAUAUGACCCUUUCAAUUCAGAACAUUGCCGAGCAUGUCAAGCUCACUCCAACUGAAGCCGAAGCAAUCGUUUUGAAGAUGAUUGAGGAUGGAGAGAUCUUUGCCACGAUCAGUCAGAAGGAUGGAAUGGUUACCUUCCACGAGAAUCCAGAGUCAUACAGUGGACACAAGAUUCUGAAUGAGUUGGAUCAUCAGGUGAAGAGUGUGUUUGCUCUUGAUGGUAGAUUGAGAGCCAUGGAUGAGAAGUUCUCAGUCAGCCAGGCCUACUUGAAGCGUUUGGUCUCAUCAGAGAAGAAGUUGCUUCAGGAGGAGCAGUUUGCUAUGAUGGAAGAUGUAAUGUAA